Molecule: messenger RNA, 3573 nt
Organism: Girardinichthys multiradiatus
Lineage: Eukaryota; Metazoa; Chordata; Actinopteri; Cyprinodontiformes; Goodeidae
Gene: pomgnt1
Product: protein O-linked mannose N-acetylglucosaminyltransferase 1 (beta 1,2-)
Exons: 22
Coding region: 234-2195 (653 amino acids)
Biological process (GO): protein O-linked glycosylation via N-acetylgalactosamine
Cellular component (GO): Golgi membrane
Molecular function (GO): beta-1,3-galactosyl-O-glycosyl-glycoprotein beta-1,3-N-acetylglucosaminyltransferase activity
Source: RefSeq, a predicted model, not a curated record
GCAGCAGAGCGCCGACCCACCGGAAGUAAACAGAGGAUGAAGAGCAGAGCCUAUAGGUAGCAUCAUGUAGCUGCAGGUUCCUGCGGGUUUCAGUGGUUCUUCUAAGUCUGUCUGCUGACUCGGAAUGAAGCAAGCAGAACCAGCAUCUGGGAAGAGCCUGUGACCAUGUGACGGUGGCCCUCCGUGGGUCAGUUUGGGGGUGGUCUUUGUGGAUUUGUGGAGGAUCCUCCGGGAUGGAGACCUGGACCCCGAACCCCCGGGCCAAGCCGUUCAUCCCGCGGCAGCAGAGGAGCUGGUACCUGACCUGGAAGUACCGUCUGACCCAAAGGAGGAGCCUCCGGAAGUUCUGUCAAGCCGGUGCCAUGCUCUUCCUCCUCGUUACCGUCAUCGUCAACAUUAAGCUGAUUCUGGACACCCGGAGAGCUGCUGAUGAAGACGCUCCAGCUCAGGAAUACGAGGAUGUGAUUCCCAACAUGGAGACUCCUCGCAGGCCGGCCAGCGGACGCAAAGUUCUGGACAUCGAGGUGUACUCGAGCCGCUCUAAGGUCUACGUGGCUGUGGACGGCACCACGGUUCUGGAGGACGACAUGCAGGAACAGGGCCGAGGGAUCCAUGUGAUUGUUCUGAACCAGGCCACUGGUCACGUGAUGGCCAAGAGGAUUUUUGACACCUACUCCCCUCACGAGGACGAAGCCAUGAUCCUCUUCCUCAACAUGGUGACUCGUGGUCGGAUCCUCAUCUUCACCAUAAAGGACGAGGGGACGUUCCACCUGAAGGACGCUGCCAAGAACCUCCUGAAGAGCCUGGGCAGCCAGGCAUCCCUGAACCUGAGCUGGAGAGACAUGUGGACCCUGGUGGUGAAGAAAGGAGGUCCAGUGUGCGGAGAGAAGCACUCCAAGUCUCCGGCUCUGUCCACGUGGGGCGAUCCGGUUCUGCUGAAGACCGAAGUGCAGCUCACCGCUGCUGAAGAGGCGGAGUGCCACUGGGCCGACACGGAGCUCAACAGGAGGAGGAAGUUGUUCUGCAGCAAAGUGGAAGGAUACGGGAGCAUCUGCAGCUGCAAGGACCCGGCGCCCAUCGAGUUCAACCCCGAUCCUCUUCCCAACAAUAACGUCUUCAACGUUCCGGUGGCCGUCAUCGCCGGGAACCGACCCAACUACCUGUACCGGAUGCUGCGAUCGCUCCUCUCGGCUCAUGGAGUCAACCCGCAGAUGAUCACCGUCUUCAUCGAUGGAUACUAUGAGGAGCCAAUGGACGUGGUGGAGCUGUUUGGACUAAAGGGCGUUCAGCACACGCCCAUCAGCAUCAAGAACGCCCGCGUGUCCCAGCACUACAAAGCAAGUCUGACGGCCACCUUCAACCUUCACCCUGAUGCUGGCUUUGCCAUCGUUCUGGAGGAGGACCUGGAUAUCUCUGUGGACUUCUUCAGCUUCCUGAGUCAGACCAUCCACCUGUUGGAUCAGGACGACAGCCUAUACUGCAUCUCGGCCUGGAACGAUCAGGGCUACGAGCACACGGCCGAGGACCCCGGCCUCCUCUACAGGGUGGAGAGCAUGCCGGGUCUGGGCUGGGUGCUGAAGAAGAGCAUCUACAAGGACGAGCUGGAGCCAAAAUGGCCGACCCCUGAGAAGCUCUGGGAUUGGGACAUGUGGAUGAGAAUGCCGGAGCAGAGGAGAAGCAGAGAGUGCAUCAUUCCCGACGUGUCGCGCUCCUACCACUUCGGCAUCAUCGGCCUCAACAUGAACGGAUAUUUCCACGAAGUGUAUUUCAAGAAGCACAAGUUCAACACGAUUCCCAACGUGCAGCUGAGGAACGUGGACAGUUUGAGGAAAGACUCGUACGAAGCGGAGGUCCAGAAGCUUCUGAGAGAGGCAGAGCUGCUAGACCACUCAAAGAAUCCCUGCGAGGACUCGUUUGUUCCGGACACUGAGGGGAAGACCUACGUCAUGUUCAUAAAGAUGGAGUCUGAGCUGGACACGUCCACCUGGACCGAGCUGGCUAAGUGCCUGCAUGUUUGGGACCUGGAUGUUCGAGGAUAUCACCGAGGACUCUGGCGGCUCUUCAGGAAAAGGAACCAUGUCUUGGUCGUAGCCGUGCCGAUCUCUCCGUACUCUGUGAAGAAACCGGCUGCUGUCACCCCCAUCCACCUAGAGCCCCCACCCAAAGAGGAGGGGGCGCCGGUGGAGCAGAUGUAGAGCCGAGGAUCCAAACAUCUGCCUGAUCCGUCACACAGCAGACAGAUGAUCCGGAGAACCAACCAGAACUCCCUCAGUGAUGAAUUCAAACAUGAGGAUUCCUGCUGGGAAACUGAGUUUCCAGAAACCUCGGAUCUCAGAACAGUUUGUUGAUGGUCAGAGACAUGAUCCGAAAUCCAGCUUGAAAUGGAGCAGAACCCAAACAUGGUCCGCGUUACUUGUUCAUGACACUAAACCCAGUUUGAACUGGGUCGUUAUGGAGCAGAACCCAAACUUAUGAAGCCUCUGGUUUUAGAGUUCUGUUUGCUUUUUAACACGUAGAACUUUUCAUUGUCAGAACAUUUUUUAGUCAACAUUUCAAACGAUUAAAGUUUUAAAGCGCAGAAACAUUUUGAUCCAAACGACCAAACAUGAAACACUUCUGUUUGUUUUCUACUAACAUGUCUGAUUUCAGCAGAACUUUAACUGGACCUGUAUUUAACAGCUUCAGAACAGAUUCAGAACUUCAAAUUAGUGCCGUUAGUGGUUUGACCUGAGCUUCAGGAUGAGCUGAGGAAGUUCUUCCAGAAAGGAGAACAUGAAUGUCUUCUUACUCGUCAUGUCGUGAUUUUUACGGAACGAUUGGAAAAUGUCUGCUGAUUUUCCAACAAUCAGGAGAUGAUGAAACCUUCGAGUGGAACCAGCCUGAACGGAAACAUCAGAACCCAGUCUCACUUUUCUGCCCUCUGGUGGCCGUUCGGGACAUGCCAGCUUCUUGCAGAGUAAUGUACAUCUCCUCACUGGUCCGUCUGCAUGAGAUCCAGAUCACAUCCAGACAGGGAUUCCCUCUGGCUGCUGAGAUGUUUCUGUCUGAGGUUAUUAAACCAAAUUCAUUUCUCUCCAACCCUGAGGUUUCAGAAACAAACUAAGAAAUAAAUCCUGGAUCAGGACUUUAGAAGCUAUAGUUUGACAGCCUGUAUCUCAGGUGUUCAGGAUGGGAGUAAAAUUAGUUCUUAUUGAUAAAACAUUUUUAGAUUUUACUGCAUGUGGUUCCCCUGAAGCGAUAUGAGGAAACUCGUCAACCGGAGCAACAGAACCUGUAGCGGUUUGCUGAUCGGGUCAGUUUUCAGGAGAAAAACCUUUUAGGAUAGUAUAUAUUUUUAACGUUUAAUUCCAACCAUUCAGGAAGAUUUUCCAGGUUGGGUUUAAAUUUAAGUCUAAACUCAGAUCUGCAGUGUUACAGGACCUGGGUUCUGGUCUUUUAGUCGUCCCAGUUUUCAGUCGGACAGUUUUUGUAUUUUAAUUUGCAGUGAAGUAACGAGGAACUCUGUCAGUUGUCUUGGACUGAACGUUUCAGAUGUUUUUCCUUCUCAGACUGAAUAAAGAUUUUUUAAACAGA